Callithrix jacchus (white-tufted-ear marmoset) is the source of this 2726-nucleotide messenger RNA. Lineage: Eukaryota; Metazoa; Chordata; Mammalia; Primates; Cebidae. The record is from RefSeq and is a predicted model, not a curated record.
GUGGGUGUGGAACAGGUGGUGGCGGGUGUCAGGUAUUGGGCCAAGAGUAGUGUGGGCGUCCUUCUGCAAGAACCCUGAAAAGGGUUGGCAGCGUAAGGCUGGAUAACGGCGGCCUAGAAGCCCUAGGAUUAUUAAGUCCCUGGCCAAUUUCACUCAAAGAUAUGAAGCUGGGCCUUUAACGAAGGAAAUCGACCUCAAAGUAUUCCCUCUUCUCUACCCCAUUCUCAGCAAAUGCCAGGCAAGCCACCCAGGCCCCUCCGUCCCACUCUAGCUUUCGGCGAAAAUCAGUUCCGCCUCUGCCCCAAGAGCCAAGAGGGGUGGAAAUGAAGAGAGGUGCUGGGAACGCGCCUGAAGUCUAAGGGAAAGGCAGGGGCAGCUGGAUGGGUGGUGGGAAAACUCAAAGGCUGAAGAAAUGGGGGAGGAGGAGUGAGUCCUUUUGGAAGCUGAGGACAGCCCAGGGGCAAGAGGCUGAAUAAGACCGGUCUCUGCAGCUAGGCCUGGGAGUGCCUCGUUUCAGGUCUCGAGGUGGCUUCAGGAUGGGACAACUGAGGCAGCAGAGAAGGGUAGGAGGCGAUCGCAGAGCACUCGGCGGAGCAGGCAAAGAGGUGCUACACUCCAGGGUGGCGCUUUGGAGCGGUCCUUGGCCCGCGUGUAGCUACUGGGGAUUCGCCCAGGCUGCACAUUUUCUUUCCUUUUGCUGGGGCCGCGGGGCAGAGCACCCGCUCAGAGCCAGCGAAGAGUCGCCACACCCCGGAGAGGCGCUUCGGAGUUGUCUUUGGCCCGGGCGGAGACACUCAGUAUCGGUCAACGCUGGAAAAUUUCUUUCCUUUUGCUGUUGGGGCCGCAGAACCAGUCUCCUCCUUUUCCCUGCUCAGACAAAGGGCGCGGGAAGGGCUUUGCUGGAGCAAAGCGGGUGUGGGGAGGUCUCUGUCCCACGACAGAUGGGUCUCAGUUAAGACUUUAAUUGCUGACUUUUGGGCCGGAUCAGAUUUCUUUUCCUACCUGCCACUUCCCAACAGCGAAAAUUCCCCUCCUGCUGCACUCCUCCGUCAAAGGGCUAGGUUGAAAGAAAAAUGCAAAGAAGCGCGAAACAGCCCGGCUCUGGAAGGCUUUGGAGAGUCCAGAUGACUUGUCCACAAUUCGCUGGCCUUUGGAGCUUUACCUGCCUUCUUGACUGAAAGCCACCAGUUUGUUUUACGUUUAUGGCCUGUGAGGUGUGUCCCUCCAGACUGAGAGGCUACGACUCAGGGCUGAACCUGAUGGAAAAAGAAGUUUAUAAGCCAAGUAACCCAGUUUCUCCAACCUUUUCUGUGGAGCAACAUCAAGCAAUAAAACCCAGCAAAGUUUUGCUUGUCACUUAACAAGGGUGUUACUGAAAUCUGGAAGGUGAACAUUUAGAAGACAGCACAAACAUGCUCUAUUGCUCUACACUGAAACACUUGCCUCCACUGAUAGAAAAAGCUGUUUUCCUGAAAUUGGUCGAUUAGCGUUUUGCAACCGUUUCUAGACAAUUUUAAAGACAUUUUGUGUUUGUAGUCAAAAUUUAAAAAACACACACACAAAACAAUCAUAUUGAAGACACAGUUCGGCUCUUUCCUUCACACAACCCACGAGGUUUACAGCAGUUUUGAUGUUAUUUUUAAAGUUUCUUAAGUGAUCCCAUGAAAUAAGUCGAUAAUAGAAAGUCAAAUAACACAGAGCAGAGAACGAGCUUAGAGAAAUGGAGAAGCAAUAGAGAUAAAUAAAAAAAAAAUCCUCGACCCAGAAAUCUCUAAGAACCGCUUAUAAAUUCAGUUACCUCCUGAACUCCGGCCGGUGGCCACUCCGGCCCGGGAGCGCCCAGCGCCGACCCGCUGGCCUUGGCCGUCUGAGCCUUCAUUAUCGCCGCGGCCUCGGUGCCCCCUGGCCCCGGCUGCCUAGGGGAACCGCGUUCCCGCUGCUGGCGUAGGGGCAGAGGCGCCCCGCCUCAUUCGGGAUUCGGUGGCCAGCGCAGAGCCAUUUGAAUAGAAGCCCGAAGAGAAAUAGAAAAGCUGAAAACUCCCCGGGUUCUCCAUUUCUCGGUUCUUGCUCACGAGUUCCAAACAGUUAAAAUGACGCUGGCAAGGCCGAGGGCCGCCGAGGUCGGUGAGACUCCCUUGGAGGGGCCGGGAGGGUUGGCUCGAGAGGCUUGGAGACGGCUGGGAGUUGGGGCUCAACUUCAGCGACCGGGCGCCGCGGCCGGACUUGGUCUCCCAAGCGUCCGGCUCCCAGGGUCGGUCGGCGCGGCGCUGCCUUCGAUCAGGUCCCGCCGACCUCGGGCCUCUGGACCACCACGGCCCAAGCCGGCCCCGAAACCCAUCCCCGGCGCGAUCGCGCUCCUCCCCUUCUCCGCUGCAUCCCCGCGGGUCCUGGGGCGUCUCCAUUCCCGGACAAGGCUGGGAGAGGGCAAGGGAGGGGGCGCCGGAUCCGGUUUAAGAGACCGCGUAACAGAUGGUGGAGAGCUCCUGGAUGAAUUUGAACAGGCAUUCGCUAAUAGACUUGCUUUGACGACUGAGGGUGUAAUUGGAGGGUCAUUUAAGCUAGAUGCAAGGUGAAAGAAAACAGGCCCGGGGGUGUGGCAUACCUAAGAAGUAACUAGAGCAUCUUUUUACUAGGUUUGCCUGUCAUUUUCAGUUUCCCGGAAAAUACAUGCUUAAAUCAAAUUUUAAGAAUGUCUCGGGAGCAUCUCUGAGUAUCUCUUCCAAAAA